This is a messenger RNA of Halichondria panicea, 1120 nucleotides long. RefSeq lists its product as uncharacterized. The record is from RefSeq and is a predicted model, not a curated record. The transcript has 5 exons. NCBI's taxonomy places the organism in Eukaryota, Metazoa, Porifera, Demospongiae, Suberitida, Halichondriidae. Bases 118 to 948 code for a protein of 276 amino acids.
GCCUGGGAUCGAGGCUAGUCAGCUUCUCCCUGGAUUUUUCCCAGGGGAUUCCCAAAGCCUAGACCUAUAUCUACACAUGUAGUUGGUUUGCUGUGAGCCUGUGAGUGUAGACUAUCCAUGCAUGCAAUGGCUGAUUCUGAUGAUAGUGACGACUGUCAUACGCGCACGCGUAGAAAACCCUAUCAUACUGUUGGAUUUGUUCCUAGACCCCCACCCCCACAUGAGGCUCAAGCAGCUUCACGGUACUCAACGACUGGCUCAAGACAAUCCAGACGAGUGUUUUAUACUCUAUCACUGAAUAAUGAAGAAACCCAACCACCAACAAUUGAAAGUUUCACUUCAGAACAACAAAAUGUAGGUGCAGAAAAUGUUUCGGGUCUGGGAACAGAAAUGUUUACUGCUGCAAUAGAUCCGCUCCCAGAAACUAGUCAAAUUAUGGAUCCUCACGACAGUUACCAUUACGAAAUCUCUGGAAAAGAAGCUGAAUUUAGGCUGAAAGCAUUCCAAACUCGAAGCUAUCUUACUCGCUACAGUGUCAAUCACAAGCAAUAUCUACUAUCCGUAUACCAACCAGUACUAAGAGGGAACGAAAUAAAGCAUGAGAUGAGAAACUUUGUGAUAACCUUCAAACACGAUGACAGGAAAAUCUACCAAAUAACCGACAGAGAAUUUGACAGCCUUGAAGAAAUGCUUGAAACCUAUGAGAGUGAGAAAGUUGACCAUUCUCUACCAAACAUUGGAAGAAUGGUCACUGAGGACGACUAUUUUGAAUUCAGGCAACAGCCGCAAGAACAACAAGAGAUAACAUUAGAGAAUUACAUUGGACAGAAAUUAGCACAACAACCAGUGCAGGGACUACCAGAAAACCCACCAGCUCCGAACCCACAAGAGCACCGGCCGAAUCCUCAACAUGUUCGGAAGCGAUGGCAUGAAUGUGUAUUCAUGUAAGUCUAAUCAAACUGAAUUAAUAGUUUGUGUUCUAGUAUACAUGCAGUGCAGUGUGUUGAAAAGCAUAAUAUUAUGUGUGUGAUACUAAUAAUAGGUUUAUUGAUAACAGAUUGGUUAUAUCGUUGCUUUGCUCUGUAUAGUUAAUUAUGAGUCACUGUCCACAACUUCUGAA